CACACUCAGUCGCUGUGCUCUGACGGAUGGGGAUACACUGCCAAGGAGGACUUAGGGGCGAGAAGAGAAGUGUUUCUUUUCUUCUCUGGUGUGUUUUCUUUCUCUUCCGUCUGGCUUCCCUCAUGAGCUGUUAAUUUAAGCCCCGGUCCUGAGGAUGAGGAGGAUCUAUUUGUGAGGAAGUCGCAACAAAGGAAGAGGAAACCAGGAGCAACAGGGUGGUAAAUUCUGCGAGCGAGAGUGAGCGAGAAGACCUUUUCUUUUUCUCCAGGCUCGAGCAAAGGAGCCCUGACUCUCAGCAGCAGCCAUGUGAGAGGAGCUGUCAACAUGCAAAGGAUGCCCAUACCUAGCUAAAGCAGAGCAGCCCCCCCCCCCCCUCCCUACCUCCUGCUCCCUCCCUCCUUCCCACAUGAGGACGAGAAGAUGACUAUCACCAACCGGCAGUCCUUCAAUGUCCUGACGGUCAUCUUUCUCCUGCUGUCCACUGCAGCCCUUUCAGCUCAUUAUCGAGUGUGUGAACCCUACACCGACCACAAGGGGCGUUACCACUUCGGCUUUCAUUGUCCACGCCUCUCAGACAACAAGACCUACGUGUUCUGCUGCUACCACAACAACACCGCCUUCAAAUACUGCUGCAACGAGACAGAGUUCCAGAUGGUCAUGCAGAUCAACCUCACCACCACCUCAGAUGGUUAUGCACACAAUAAUUAUACAGCCCUGGUCGGCGUGUGGAUCUACGGCUUCUUUGUCAUGGUGCUGCUGGCGCUGGACUUUCUCUACUACUCAGCCAUAAACUACGAGCUGUGCCGGGUCUACCUGGAGAAAUGGGGUCUGGGAGGACGCUGGCUAAAGAAGGCUCGAAGUCAGUGGCACAGGUCCAUGCCAGAGGAGAGCGAAUCCCAGGUUCAAGCCCAGCCCAUGGUCCCCAGCCACUACCAGCCCAGACACAGCCUCAGAGGGGAGAGCCACAGCCCCACACUCCUGCCCUACAAUACAUCCACUGCAUGAAUGAUGCACCGAUUGGAAAACUGAAGAGUAGCAACACCUUGUUUCCUUACGUGGUACAGAAGAGAUGUCCCACAGAUGCCAUCUCUCCGGACCACAGACACAACCACCAGUGGUGGGCUAGUCCCACUCUAGUAGUUAGAAGUGACUACUGCCCCUUUCUAAUGAGCACAAAACACCCUUGGAGUAACAGGAGCAGACUGAUGUGGCGUUUAAAAACUCAGCUGAACAAAGACUGCCAAGAGACAAAGAGGACCUUACUACUGCUGCUGCCACGGCAGAGGAGCAACACAUCCAACUACAGGUGGUUCAGUGAUCCCCUGAAAUGGUGGCCUAGGCCUGAAGGAUCCCUAACAGAUCCGAGCUGAACUCGAUAAACUGUACUCGCAAGCAAGGAGGCUUGCCGGUUUAAAAAAAAGAAGUUCAUCUUUCUAAAUAUAAAAAAUGUUUAUUACAUUGCUGUGUCUGUUGGUGUUCAGUAGCAGUUACACAGUUAUCUAUUUGGUGAUUUAUUUAUGUGAAUUAGUCAGAGAAAUAUAUGAGUGGUUAACAAUCGGAACAUGUAACAGCUUAGGUUGAUGCUGAGCAUCUCACUUAGAGUAGAAUGUUUUUUGUUUUGAAAACCAGAUCAAAAUGUCUUUGCAGCCAUGUUGAAAAACAAUACCUUGUAUGAAAUGUUGUAGGUCUCCUUUCUGCAAAAGUGACUUCUCUAUAUUGCAACGUGUCUAACAAGGACACAACGCCAUAAUGAUAAACUGCUGUAGAUCUGAAGGUUUAACAUUAAGUCAUCAAGAUUCCUCUUUUGGUUUAGUUAUGGUGAGAAAAGGGGGAUCGUGACUCUCAAUAAGUUAUUCACCCGAAACAUUAAUGAGGAUCAGGGAAUCGUUCACAACAGCAAACAGGUUCAUGCUAAGUUGAACAUUUGUAUAUUGCAUGAGCCUACAAGCCCAUUUGAGACCAUUACUUUUUAGUCUGUGUGAGACAGUUGCCUCGGUAACCUCAUCCAUUGACUUAUUUGCCCUUCCUCAUUACCGGAUCUGCCUGAAACACAGCUCCAUUAGCAAUAUGAUGCAAAUGAAUAUCCAUUUGGUUCCUUUACAAGGAGCCCUCUAUAUCCCACAUUGGUAAUAGACAAUUGUAAGUGUUUAGCCAUAAGAAAAAGUAAAAAAACAACAACAUUAAAACUCCUUCACUGUCAGCAAUAAUGUACAGUAGCUUAACCAGAAGGAAGACAUGUCACGUAAAAGUCAGAGGCGCCAACCAAAGCAGCACUGGGUAAUCAUUGAGGUGUAGCGCAGAGCUUUCAGGGAUUCUCAGUUAUACUAUUAUACUAUUGAUAAUGUAUCAUAAUAAAUUCCUGACAUUUGUGAAAUCAGUAAAACCUUAAAAAUAUGUCAAGUAUGUAAUUGCAAUCAUCUAGACAUACAGUUCAACAGUCCAAUUAACUAUCACAGUAGACAAAAAAAGCAGCAUAUCCUCACAUUUAAGAAGUGUUUGCCAUUUUUCCUUGAAAAGAAUA
Molecule: messenger RNA, 2521 nt
Organism: Etheostoma cragini (Arkansas darter)
Lineage: Eukaryota; Metazoa; Chordata; Actinopteri; Perciformes; Percidae
Gene: shisal1b
Product: shisa like 1b
Exons: 5
Coding region: 421-1005 (194 amino acids)
Source: RefSeq, a predicted model, not a curated record